GCUUCCAAGAUUCCAAAAUGUGUAUUUCAAUUGGGCGAUCGUCCUUUAAGUAUUACUAUACAGAGAGCAUUAGGUGCGUUGAGUUGGUGGAGAACCAUAAAACUUCUUUGGAGUUUGCUUGUACAUCCAACGUCCAUAAGCAAAAAAGAAGUUGAGGAUUAUAAAAAUUCUGAUUUUCUGGAGAAAAUGCUUUUGGAAUUGUCAAAGGAAUAUCCUGAAUUGGGUCGAGUAUUUAUACAUGAGCGUGACAAAUUCUUGGCAUAUUCAUUGCAAGUAGCAACACGUCACUAUCCAAGCGUGGAGCGUCCUUUGUUAGUGGUUGGUGUUGUUGGAUUAGGGCAUAUUUCAGGAAUUGUGAAACAUUUCGGCAAAGUAACGGCUGAAGAAAUAAGAGAGCUUCUAAGGGUUCCUGAACCAUCAAAAUCUAGUAUAAUCAUUCAAAAAGGUUUUAAGUAUACAGCUGUGGUUGCAUGUGUUUAUUUUAGUUUCAAAAUGUUACCUAUGAGUGUAAAGACAGGGAUAUUUGAGAUGACUCAGAAGAUUUUGCCUUCCAAAUGAACCAUUUAUUAGAAAUUAGUUUAUUUAAGCAUAUUUUGCAUAUAUGCCAUUUUCAUACACUAUGAAUUUAUAUAUGAUAUGUAUAUAUGUACAUAUAUAUUUAUAUACAUAUACAUGGGAGUAGCUAGGAGACAGUUGUGGAUUAUUUUCGUACAUUCACAAAUCUUAGCUAUUUCUAUGUAUAUAUAUGUGGUAUAAAUAUGUAUAUAUAAUUAUUGCCGGUCGGACUUUUUGCGGGGCUUGAAGCUAAAUGGCAAUGCGGAACCUCAUGAAUAUGAACUCGAAGAAGAAGUACUAUAGUAAUACAUGCAUUAUAUGUCAACAUUUCACAAAUUUGCAAGUGAAUACAAAAAUGCAUUUAACAUUAAAUAUACAUUUAAAAAUCGAUUCAAAGCAAAAAUUAAAUGUUUAAACAAUUAAUUUAAAAUUGACAAAUAAACAAUAAUUAUAUAUAUGUUAUCUUGAAUUUUAAAUAGUAUGUUUUGAAAUAAGAGUGCUUGGUGCACCUGCCUCUGG
Messenger RNA from Ctenocephalides felis (cat flea), 1074 nucleotides. Its product is annotated as traB domain-containing protein-like. The transcript has 4 exons. The annotation marks the transcript as partial. The record is from RefSeq and is a predicted model, not a curated record. NCBI's taxonomy places the organism in Eukaryota, Metazoa, Arthropoda, Insecta, Siphonaptera, Pulicidae.